Molecule: messenger RNA, 1218 nt
Organism: Iphiclides podalirius (scarce swallowtail)
Lineage: Eukaryota; Metazoa; Arthropoda; Insecta; Lepidoptera; Papilionidae
Source: the annotation of a GenBank genome assembly
AUGAAAGAGUACAAAUCUAAAGUGUUAAAAUGCGAGGAGACCAAAGAGCCUGUUGUUGAUUAUGGAAAGGUUACAAAAUUUGAGGGAUAUCAAAUAACUUUGGAAAAUACAGUUCUAUUUCCUGCAGGAGGGGGACAGCCUCAUGACAUUGGAUGGUUGAAUAAUAUUGAAGUGUUACAAGUGCUUCGUAAAGGCAAUGAAGCAGUCCACUUCACAAAAGAGCCUAUUGCAGUUGGCACAGUGGUGUCGCAACGGGUAGACUGGGAGCGGAGGUUUGACCACAUGCAACAACAUUCGGGACAACAUCUUCUAUCAGCAAUUUUAGAAAAGGAAUAUGGAUUGCCCACCACCAGCUGGUGGCUUGGAGCUGUAGAAAGUUAUGUGGAAUUGGAUACAACAAGUAUUAAAGAGGAUAUAAUUCAUAAGGUGGAAGCCAAGUGUAAUGAACUAAUAUCCAAUGCUAUUCCUGUCAAUGUGAAGUUUUGUAAAGCUAAUGACCCUGAUUUAGAUGAGGCACAUACUAGAGGUCUACCUAAAGACUGUAUGGACACUAUAAGAAUAAUCUGCAUUGGGAAUAUUGAUGAAAAUAUGUGCUGUGGUACUCAUGUCUCUAAUCUAAGUCAACUACAAGUGAUUAAACUAAUUGGAACAGAACCAGGCAAGAAGGGAAAAACAAACUUGAAAUUUCUUGUCGGCAAUAGAGUAAUAAAAACAUUACAACAUAUGUUAGACAGAGAGAGAUCCCUAACAGCAUUAUUAAAAAAUGAACCCAAUAAACAUGAAGAAUUAGUGUCAAAAUUGCAGAAGAACCUUAAAGUAUCAAAUAAAAAUUUACAGAAUGUUUUAUCAGAGCUGGCACAGUUGGAGGUGGAAAGAAUAAAGAAUGCCCAUCCAAAACCCAAAUAUGUGUUUAUGAGCAAAAAGGAGGCCACACCAGAAUUCAACAGAGCUAUUUGUAAAGGCUUAGAGGGAGAGGGAAUGUUUAUAUUUUUAGCAUCAAUUGAACCUGAUAAGCCUAAAGAAGGACAGAUUGUAAUACAGGGUCCAGAAGACCACUGCAACGCAUUGGGUAAACAAAUAACAGACCUGUUAAAAGCAAAAGGUGCCUUCAAAAAUGGCAAGUUUCAAGGGAAAGCCAGUGAUAUGUCAGGAAUUAAUAAAUGCAAGAAUUUAAUUGAACAAUAUUUUACUAAUGUGAUAAUAAGCACAGAUAAAGAA